UGACCUGUUAACCUCAUCCUAUAAGUCAUGAAUUCAAGAACCUUUGAAAUGUACAACACCUGUAUAGAUCCUUUCUAUCUUAACACUAACGCAUUCACGAUCUGCAAACUACUUCUAUCUUCUGAUGCUUCAUCCAUAUAUAAAGUGAGGCUAAACAGUGAUAACAAUAAUCGAUAUUGCUUGAAAGUGUACCAUGAUAAUGGCGACCCUGGCUAUUCGAAGAAGGGUCGUGACCUGAAUCGUUUCCAAUGUGAAUUGAAGGCUUGCAAAAACCUGCGACUUCAUGGGGUGUGUCAAAACGGCGUGGUUCCCACACCUUAUCGCCCCCAUCUAAAUCAUUUCGAAAAUGACGUUUACAAGCCAAAGGCAGUCUUGCUUGAGUAUUUGCCUGAUGCAGAAGGGCUCAAUUGCCUAAAUUAUUCCGACGAGCGCUUUGAGAUUGCAAUGAGAGGUUUAGACAAUAUCCAUAGGGCUCAUGUUCUUCACCAUGACGUAUAUCCCAAGAAUAUUCUCGUUGUACCUGGAAACCCAGAGCGAGUUGUGUGGGUCGAUUUCGAUGUUGCUAUGACUUAUCCAGAUGCUCAGACCAUGGCUACUCAGGCGGGAGAAUACUGCGAAUUUGAGACCGACCUAGCGCAGAGCUUUGGGGAUCUUUUGAGAAAGGAUCAAAAGCAAGGUCUUCCACCAAACACCAAGUUCUAUUGACUUGACGUGCACAGCCCACUUUAAUCCUAUCAGCCAGAACGAUUGGUUCAGGCAGAGAGUACAUGACUUGGGUGUUUCAUUCUUGCACCUGAACCGAGAGAGCAGUAAUAGAAAGACGGGAAAGCUUGAUUGACUCUUGGAAAUACUCUGCAUCUUGUAUUGCAUCUAAGAGAUAUUUGAAUUGUGCCAGAGAUUAUUUUAAGGACGGACCAAGGAGAUGUACACUUCGUUGAAAGUGUACUACCUCGGACAGCCUUGUUCGUCUGGUUUUCUGAAAACUGUGGAUGCACCCUUCU
Molecule: messenger RNA, 1001 nt
Organism: Aspergillus brunneoviolaceus CBS 621.78
Lineage: Eukaryota; Fungi; Ascomycota; Eurotiomycetes; Eurotiales; Aspergillaceae
Exons: 4
Coding region: 28-705 (225 amino acids)
Biological process (GO): protein phosphorylation
Molecular function (GO): ATP binding; protein kinase activity
Source: RefSeq, a predicted model, not a curated record